This is a messenger RNA of Octopus sinensis (East Asian common octopus), 1527 nucleotides long. Its product is annotated as tigger transposable element-derived protein 4-like. The coding region runs from base 1 to 1527 and encodes 508 amino acids. The transcript has a single exon. Gene Ontology annotation, cellular component: nucleus. Lineage: Eukaryota; Metazoa; Mollusca; Cephalopoda; Octopoda; Octopodidae. The record is from RefSeq and is a predicted model, not a curated record. Gene Ontology annotation, molecular function: DNA binding.
AUGGCAGAGAGCAGACAAAAAAGAAGGCAACUAUCGUUGGGACAGAAAAUUGAAAUUCUUGACUUUAUAGAAUCAGGUAAGAAAUUAGCUGACAUAGCGUCUUUAUUUACAUGCGACAGAUCAACCAUCUCUAAAAUUAAGAAACAUGCCAAAAAGCUCAGGGCUGAAAAUGUUAACAACAGAAACUCGAAGAAGAUUAGAAAUCGGAAAAGCAACUUUGAAGACGUCGAAGAAGCUUUACUUAAGUGGUUUACCCAAAUGAAGUGUAUGAAUGCUUCGGUAAACGGCCCUUUGAUGCUACAAAAAGCAUCUCAGUUUGCAGCAUCUUUGGGGAUAAAAGAGUUUUCGGCUUCGAGUGGGUGGCUAGAACGAUUUAAGAACCGACACAAUAUUAAAUUUUCUAGACUUCACAACGAACAAACGCCAGGUGAGGAAUUCGUAGCAGCGGACAGGUGGCUUGAAGACAAACUGAAGGAAAAAAUUAAAGGAUAUAAGCCCAGAGAUAUUUUCACCGCUGCUGAAACAUGUCUACUAUAUAAAGCAUUGCAGCCGGGAAUAAUUACAUUCCAAGGUGGGAAAACCAAUGCAAAUAAAGUACCGAAGGAACAGGUUACUGUCCUGGUUUGUGUUAAUUCAGAUGGCUCGGAAAAAGACCUUCACAUCGUUGGCAAACAUCCAAAACCUGCGUGUUUCGAUCGAGUGCAAAAAUUGCCCCUCUCCUAUUACAGCAAUCAGAAAUCCUGGAUGACCAACGAUAUAUGGAAGACGAUUUUGUGGGAAAUGAACCAAAAGUUCCAGGCGCAGAACCGCAAGAUAAUUUUGUUUGUUGACAGUGCUGCAUGUCAUCGAUGUGCUAAUAAUACAACGCCGGCUAUCAGAGUUGUUUAUCUGCCAAAGAGUACUCAUUUCAUUCAACCUUGCCGCCAGGGAAUUAUCAAAUCUCUAAAAACUCAUUAUCGGCGUCAUAUUAACCGAAGAAUGCUCACUACGUUCGAAAACGGCGUGGCAACCCAAGAAUUUACUAGAUCCAUCUCCGUACUAGAUGCCAUGUUUAUGUUGAAACGGGCCAUGGUUUUAGUAACACAUCGGACAAUCCGAAACGGUUUUCUAAUAUCCGGUUUUCCUUUUGAAAGCGAUGAAACCGCCUGGUCAGAGCAGGGAGUUAAAGAUGAAGAAGACGAAGAAAAUGAGACAUUUAAUAAGUUUGUCAGUAUCGACGACGAAUUACCGACAUAUGGCGAGCUUACAGACGUUGACAUCUGCCAACAAGUAGCAACUUCAACUGAUAAACGCUAUCUUGUGGACGACGAUGAAUGUGAUGUAGAUAUUAAAGAGAGAGUGGAAGAAAAGCGACAGUUGACGAGAACAGAAGGUCUGGCAGCUAUGUACACCUUCAGAGCCUACCUCGAACAGAAGUUCGAAAACUUUGAUGAUUUGCCUUUUGUAAAAUUAGAAGAAAUGGUCGAAGAUGAUGCUUCCAAAGGACGCAAUCAAAUGUUGAUUAAGGAUUCUUUAGAAAAGAAAUAA